AUGACCCAGAAAGCACCCCCACAAGAGAGGGUUGAGGAUGUGACCCUUAUGAUGGACAGGCAGACCAACAGGCAUAGAGGUUUUGGUUUUGUGGUCAUGGAGAAUGAAGACAACGUUGACAAGAUCUGUGAUAUGCACUACCAUGAAGUUAAAGACAAAAUGGUCGAGGCCAAGAAAGCGCAACCCAAGGAAGUCAUGAUGCCUCAGAAUCAGCUACGUCAACGGACAGCGCUCAUGAGGAACAUGUACGGCAUGUACGUUGCACCGUGGAAUCCCUAUGCUCAAGGCACCUGCACUAAUCCAAGCUUAUCUCCUUCUAUGCCGAUUCUUCUGGAGUCUGUCCCUAAUGUGAAAGGUUACCCAGCAAAUUUUGCAUUUGGGAGGUCUUAUCCUGCUUACCCUCCCUUCACCCCAUACUUUAGUGAGAGCGGACUCAGUAAUGAGCAGUUGACGUACUUGAAGACGACCGGACUUGACAAGUCUGUGUGUAUCGCCUCUCCCGGCUUACAUGCUUACCCCAGUGGUUACGUCAUGCCUCAUGGAAUCCAGCCUGCCAUUGAACAGCAGCGACGCACUGCCGGCCUCAUUCCGUACUCAUACCCUGACUAUGGCUCCUCGGGGCCAGCAACGAUCAGGGCAGCCAACUGCACUACGCAAAACCGGACCGACGGGAACACUGGCGUGACCCAGCACCAACAGGCCGAGUACAACCGGGAAUACCAUCAGGCUGUGAUGAACUCCCCGUAUGCACAGCAGAGUUACGCCCCUUCCCCGUCGCCCGUCAAUAACCGCAGCGGGUUCAACGUUAACAGCAGCCCGGGCCCCAUGGACCUGUACGCUGUAUCUACGACCCAGGCAGAGCAGAACGCAAUGAGUACAGGUUUUGUACCCGCUGUCAGCCCACAACCAAAUAACUAUGGAAUGGGACAGAAGACUUACGGUGGUGCCAGCCAGAACUACAACCCUCUCGUUCACGGAAGAAACUUCUAGAGAAAUUAUAUCGGAUUGGAACCAGGACUCAAGUCUGUGGUUAACACUACCAUCAUUGUGGAUAAAUACAAGGCGCCAGACUGCCAAGGCAUCUGCCAAGCUCAAAUUUUUUUAUCUGAAAAAAAAUGUCAACACUAUUUUUUUGUACACAACAGGCGAAAUUAUUAUAAAAGUAAGAAGGCUAAAUCAUGUAUAGAGACAAAUUGAAUUGGAUUUUUGGAGAAGAAAAGUGUCAAAAUUAUCAUGUGCAAGCAAAAAAAAUUAAAACAGGAACCAAAUCUAUGUUAGAUAUUCUGCGAUUUACUAUUGGUGGAAUUUUUAGUGGAUUAAAUAGAGUUGCGACAUAAAUGCAUCUGAAGUUUUGUUUUAUGUUUCCUAUCUAAUGGCUGUUGACCAAAGCAGAGAGAGGGACGAUGUAAAGAAUUGAGUGCACAUUGGGGGAAAGGAAGAGAGGUUUAAAUGGGGAACAUUUUUAGGCUGAGGCCUGGUGUGCGAUUUAACAAAAAAACAACUAAAUUAACAACAUUGUGUGGUUAUUUAAGUAAUAUAUCAUUAUUCUUAAAACAGUGCAAGUUGAAGGUAUGGCCAUUUUUUAUCCGUUUGUGUGAUGGUCAAAAAAACAUAUUUGCGAAUAAUUGUGUCAAUUUUUUGAUCUUUGAAAAUAAAAAUAUCUAACAUAAAAACAAAGUUUUUUGCUCUUAAACUAUUAAUGUAGCUUGCGGAAAAAAUACAAAAUCUAGAUGUAUGAGUUUUUACAGUGGUUAUUUGCAGAAUGUAGUGUGUGGAGAAAUGUAGUAACGUAAUUGUAGUUUUUAGAUUUGCAGUGAGAUAUCGGUGUAGUUGGGUAACUGUGUAGCAUUUAAGUACUCGUAGUCAAGUCCCGUAGUUGUUACUUCAUUCAUAAUACCAACACUUCAUGUGUGGGGUUUUUACAAUUUUUAUUUUCACCUUUUUAAGUUUAUCUUAUUUUUGUUUAUAAUAUUAUGAAGUAAGUUUUAAAUAAAAUCUUGUAAAGGUAUUUUGCCAGAGUGCCAAUGAUGACAAACUGUGUAUCCCAAAGAUAAAUAAAUAAUUCAUAGUUAAUUGAUACGAUUUUUUGUCAAGAUUUAACUUAAAUCUCUUAUGAAAGUAUACUUUGCAACAAGAAAAUAAGAGAGAUUAAAUGAAGAGCGGGGAAACUCAGUACCUUUAGCAACUCUUAGGCCAGGUUUUUAGACUUUAAAGAUGUCGCAUAAAUUUAAAUAAAUUAUGUACUGUUGUUUUUCUAUGUAUUUUAAAGUAUCUCAAUUUAGACUUGCUUAGACAUUUACUUGAUAUAAAUUAUGUUCUUCUUCUCUGGGUUAUGUGCCAAAUUAUUUCUGUGGGUCACUCAGAUGCAGCUUUGUAUAUUUAUCAUGAAACAGCAGUAGAUUGUUUUUGGUCACGAAAUAGCAGUUGGGUUUAAGCAAAAACGUCUAUUCAGUGUCAUUGGUAAUGUGUGCAGCAGUUUGUGCACUUGUUGUAGUUUCAAAAUGACCUGGAAUUACACUAGAACUUUGAAGGUUUUUAGGCGGACUUGACUGAAUGUAUUGUGGUCAAACAUCUGUAUGGUGAGUACCCUAUCUGUUUUUGUCAAACUCUCAGCCAAAAAAGCUGUAUUUAUGCUGAUAUUUUUCCAAUGCACCUAGGUUCUAUUUAUUCUAAAAAAAUUCCCCAUAGAUUUUGCAGUUUGAUUUAAUAAACAUGAAAGUGCUGUUUUUCUUUUGGCUAAACGAAAUAGGCCUGUUACAUUGGGAAAAUGUAAAUAUGUUGCUGGAUUUUGUUGUUGGCAUUUUAUGUAUACAAAAAUAACAUUAAAAUAAAAUAAACAAUUUGUAGAAUUCUUUGGAAAAAUAUCAGUAAGCAUUGUUACAUUGAGAGUGUACCCAAACUGCCGUUGUGUUACCAACAAUUAUUAUCUCUUUUUUUAUUUUUGAGGUCCUUGUACAGUUUGGAACCCAAACAGGUUUUUUCGUACAGCAAUACUGGACAAUAAGUUCAGAUAAAAAUUUGCCAACUUUUUCACUAAUUUUCUUCAGUUUGUGAUUUUUCUUUUUAAAUUGCAAGUUUUGGUUUUCCUAAUGGCUAUAUUCUUUGUUUUGUGAUUUUAAAAGUAAAUACAUAGCAUCUAUGCAUAUGAAGCAUUUCUUGUUGUUUUUCGGAAAUGAAUGUAAAAAGUUGUCCGCCAUGUAAAACCAACAAAUUGCAAUUCUUGAAUAACUAAAAAAAAAAAAAGAAGCCUUCUAAGAAAAUUUUGUGUGAAUUUUGUUUUACCGUACAUUGUUUUGGAUCAGUUGUUUACAUGUUGUCAUUUCCUAGUAGAGUGAAUGGUACUAUCCAUGCCAAUUCAGUAAACAAAAACAAAACCAAAAACUGCCUGGAUGGUUAAUUUAACAAAUCUAUGCCGAUAUCUCAUAUUGACUGUAGUGUUGUUCCACGUGAGUAAUACAGUCUCAACUAUACUAUAGUUGGGACCGUCAUCAAGUUUGGGGUACGUUAAAACAAAAGAGAACAAAAAAUACAUGGUAAAACAUUGGUAUUUGAAAUACAUAUUUCGUUUUUAAGAAAAUAUCCCAGGCUGCACACUAUGGUUAUUACCCGGAUUCAGCCAAAAACAGCUGAAAAAAAGUUGAAUCUUGAUAUCAUACACAAUUAUGAACCGUAAAAGUACUUCAAAUUUUGGAAAUAUUUGGGCUCCCGUUGAUCGGAAUAUUACCAAUGUUUUACCGUUGAGAUAUCUCUUUCAAAAUAAGUGCUGUGUUACUAUACAUAGUAGGAGACUGCCAGUUAGUAUAUGCGGUAGUCAGUGGUGAAAAGCAAAACACAAAGAAUAUGCCAAACUUUAAAAACUGAAACUUUCUGCUGCUGGUUGUAACAGUGUAGUUGUCUGCAGAAUAUCGUUCACUGGGAAAUUUGGUACCGAGAGCUUCUUUUUCGUUGAAAUUUUGGGAUCACGGAAUCAAUUGAUUUCACUUUAUAAAGCUGUGCUGUGUUUGGUUGUUUGGGUUCAUAUCUUUAGAAUUGGAGACAUAUCAUGGCACUUCUUGGAAGCGUGCGUGAGUCAAUCAGUAGAGUUGUAUCAGUCCACUCAUGCAAACGUUUUUAAAACAAAAUGAUGUAUUCAAUUUCUAAAUUGUGCAAGAAGACUCUGGAACAAAUUCUCCAUCUGUGCUUCAAAAAUGAUUAUAUGCAUGUAUACAAUGAGUUAUGUUUUAAAGAAACACUUGAUUAAGAUCCCUUUAGAAUUUAGUGUGAUCGUGUAGUACAGAGGGUCUAUAAGGGUAGUGUCGUAGUGCAUCAGUGUAUUGUGUGUUCAUGUAUACUUCUCACACUACCUCUGUCUAUAUCAUAAAUGAAUGAUUAUAACAAAGAAAAAAGAAUUAGUGUUUAAUCUUGUACAGUACAUUACAUGAGGGAGGACUGCAGCAAGUUUAGGUCAGACACUAUUGUCGUUUUCCAAUCUUACUGCGGAUGAAAACUUUAAAAAAUACAAAUCCACAAUUAUAUGAUAAUCGUAAAGUUUAUAUUUUUUAAAACCAAUGAAUUUAAUUUAUAAUAUCAUUUUAAAAAUACUACAAUCGUUGAAACGGUUUUCCCAUGAUGUAUAUUUAUUUUUUAACAAAUGCCCAAAUGAUCAGAUAGUGAUGGAAAAAAAAGAACUAACAACAACAACCAUGCAAGAAACUUGACAAAAUACUAAUUCCAAAAAUAAAAUUAAAUACCAGAUUGUAGAAAUUGCCAAAUAAUUUUCGGAUGCUUUAUGUCCCCAGAUAAUGAUUUUUCUCCCCUGAAAAUGUUUGAAGAACUGAACACAUUUUUUACUGAACUCUUAAAACCUACAUAUUGCGCUGUGCUUUAAUUGCUCUGCUCAAUUUAAAAUGCACUUUUUUGUGGCCAAAAUCAUGAUAGAAUUUGUUGCCUUGCUAAUAUAAGGAGUGACUUCGUUCACAUUAUGACAUCAUAAGGCGACUGUUUCAUUGGUCCCCUUGUCUAGGAUGCAGAUCUUAAACACUAACUUAUAACACAGGGCACCGUUUGAAAAAUGGCCGCCAUGGAGAAAGUGUUGAUUGGUCUGCCUCAGAAACCCACUUUGUCUGAGAUCGCCUGUGGAAAAACGCACAAUGUGAAUCGGAAAAAGAUCUGAUAAAGAAAUGCAGUUUAAGAACUGGACAACAGUACCACCAAAAAAAAAAGUAAAUGAAAAAAAAAAUUAAUUGAAUGUUUAUCUGUGAGGCAGUUAAAUUCUUAUGCUUUUGGGUCACUGGUAUUUAUAGCUCCAUAUAUAUUAUAUAACACCAAAACUAUCUGCUGUUGUACUGCAAUUAAAUAUUCUAAUCUUACAUGUAGUGUCUAUUGGUAGAUUUGUCGAGAGAAAAAACACAACAUUCAGGGAAUACUAUAUGGAUGCAUUGUAAUGCUAUUUUUCCAUUUUCUGCAUGUAAAUGCUUUAAAAAUGUCAAUACACUAAAGUAAUUUUUUGUAAAGGAGUGUGGUCCCUUCCAUGUUUUGAUUUUAUCUAUGAUAUUAAUUAUUAAUUGUAAGUCUAGUUUCUGGGAACGGUUGAUAUUAUUAUAUUUUUUAGAACUUUUUAGAAUUUUAAACACUAGUCAUCUGUAACGUAGUUGAUUUUUCGAGAAACUUGUAGAGGUAGAGUUAAAUUUAAUGUCAGAUGUUUAAUGUAGAACUUAAUGAAAUUUCAACAAAUCAUGUGUACAGUGAAUUUUGCUUUGAAAAAAAAAAAUAUACUAAUAAUGGAAUGGUAACAACUCCAGUGAUCAUAAACAUGUAAAAUUAGUUGGCCAAUCCAGCAGCUGAAAAAGUGAUAUAGGCAUGCCCAGCUAACCAAUCAGAUUGGAGCUAUGAAAUAUUUGGAUUGUCAAGUGUUAUAAAACAUGGAGUUGGAUUGGCCCACUGGAAGCGCUUAUAAAUGAUCACACUUACUUAAUUGGAAGAAUAAAAAAAAAAAGGAGAAACAAACUAUAUAUAAAUGCAACUCUGGAAGUUCGGAACAAUUUCACUUUUCACUGUUUAUCGAGGUGGACUUAAUAAUAAUUAACUGCUUGUCCUUGUGUGUGAAUUCUACAGUACAAUUUUAAUAUUGGAUGAAUCUUUACUCAUUUUUUUUAUGGCAUCAUCUCUAAAGAAUGUCAAAGAUUCUGCAAUCACCUGAAAACAGUGGAUGGUAUGGAACAAAGUGCUUCCAGAUUUGUAGGAGACAAAGAAUGUGGGGCAUCAAAAGUAUAAAAACAAAUAAUUGUCAGAAUAAUGAUUCAUGCUACCUUAAUGUCGCCCACUAAAUUCACCAAUUUAAAAAAAAAAAAAAAUAUUUGACGGGUCAACAUUUUGUAUGGAAAUUUUAAAGAGUAGCUGUCUAGUAAUCAGAAGUAGAUCUUUGAACACGUGGAAGAAAUCGGAAGAUAAAAAUGCUAAAUAUUAUGUGAAAAAUCAUUUCAAAUUGUUGUUUUUAUGAA
This is a messenger RNA of Asterias rubens (European starfish), 6479 nucleotides long. Its product is annotated as RNA-binding protein Musashi homolog Rbp6-like. NCBI's taxonomy places the organism in Eukaryota, Metazoa, Echinodermata, Asteroidea, Forcipulatida, Asteriidae. Gene Ontology annotation, molecular function: RNA binding. The transcript has 11 exons. Gene Ontology annotation, cellular component: cytoplasm. The coding region runs from base 1 to 990 and encodes 329 amino acids. The record is from RefSeq and is a predicted model, not a curated record.